Messenger RNA from Anopheles coustani, 849 nucleotides. RefSeq names its product large ribosomal subunit protein bL32m (gene mRpL32). Bases 90 to 692 code for a protein of 200 amino acids. NCBI's taxonomy places the organism in Eukaryota, Metazoa, Arthropoda, Insecta, Diptera, Culicidae. Gene Ontology annotation, molecular function: structural constituent of ribosome. Gene Ontology annotation, cellular component: mitochondrial large ribosomal subunit. The transcript is spliced from 3 exons. Gene Ontology annotation, biological process: translation. The record is from RefSeq and is a predicted model, not a curated record.
GUAAGCAAUAAACAAACCAUACUGCCCAGAAAGGAGUGGUGAGCGGUAAUAUUUUACCGAAUUUUAUACUGUUUUUACAUUCAGCAGCCAUGGCAAGAAUAAUAAAUCGCUUAUCCAAUACGUUGCGUAUGUUGGAGCACUACAUUUUCGGAGGACCUGGUUUUCCCAAAGGUGCAUUAGCAUUAGCUUAUGUUGACACUCCAGCAUCUUAUGCGCCUACGGGAAACUCGCCGCAGUUUUCGCUUCGUGAUCUGAUUGGAGACGGGCUGCUGUGGGCCGUACCAAAGCAUCGGCGGACAGUCGAAAAGCGACACAAGCGAAAGUACGGUUCCCCCGAUUACAAAUUAAAAAUAUUUGUUCCGAAAACCCAUCUACGUUCCUGCGCGACGUGCGGGAGCGAUCAUGAAGUGGGGAUACUUUGUCCAACAUGCUACAAGAAAAUACGCACGGAAACCGAGUUGAUGCAAGACAAAAUUCAGCAUGAGCUUGGUCUAGAUCCAGUCGACAAAGAAGUAGUGGUGUUGUACGAUCGUGAAAAGGACGAGCAGCCGGAUGAGUUCUGGCAGGGUAAACGUAUCGUGGAGAUGGAGAAGCCACGGCCCAUGUGGUUUGGUAAAAAUUUGCUGCAAAGAAGUACACACUCUGCACCGGAACCUGACGAGUUAAAGCCGGGUCAUGAAAAGCUAGGCUAAAAGCAUACUUUCUAUUGUAAACGAUGAUGUUGUGAAUAAUGCAAUUGUGAAGCAAUUAUAGUAAAGUUAUACAAGUCAAAGUAACCAGUGUUAAUUUUCCUACAGUAAUACAUUUAUUCAAAAAACGCCGGUUAUUGACAGCUGUCAAAACAUUGGU